CGCGAGAAGACUGGGUCGGCCUUGGAAUUGCAGGGGGAGCUGAAAAGAUCGAAUUUGAAUCAAUCUUUCAAAGGAACAAAAACAAAAAUCUCAAUGAUUUAGAAUUGGAAAGUUAUUUAAUCCUUCUCUGGUGGCCAUCUAUCAUUCUGGGAUGCCUCUUCCAGCACGAAUCCCCCGACAAGCGGAGCCAAUUGAGCCCAUGCAAGUUGAUCUUGCACCAGAGAGUGACCAGCAGGCUACAGAAGAAGAAUUUAUUGUCGAGGGUGCAACACUGGACCUAGACGUAUAUGCUUCUAACUACACCGGACUCACAAAGCUAAACAGACUGUUGUUUGUCGCCAAGCAUUGCCCUUCCCUGGAAAUAGACUCCCUAAGGAUUGCCAUUAUCUUUGUGAAGCAGACCUUUAAUGUUCAGCUCUACCAAGACAUCAUUCAAAAGCUGAUAGAGGCAUGUAGCCGUCAAAGCGACAUGGAGACACCUUCUGUAGAGACAACAUGGGUGGAGACAACAAGCAAAAAAGCAGCUUUAAAGCUGGAGAAACUUGACACAGACCUGAAAAACUACAAAAGUAAUUCAAUAAAGGAGAGCAUAAGGCGUGGGCAUGAUGAUCUUGGUGAUCAUUACUUUGAAUGCGGUGAUCUCAACAAUGCCCUCAAGUGCUACUCUAGGUCAAGGGAUUACUGCACUAGUGCCAAGCACGUUGUCAACAUGUGUCUCAAUGUCAUCAAGGUGAGCAUUCACAUGGGAAACUGGUCACAUGUCCUGAACUACGUCAACAAAGCAGAGAACACUACAGAGCUCACAGAGAAGGAACGCGGCUCCAGUCAGACCACUCUCACCAAGCUUAAGUGUGCGGCAGGACUUGCUGAGCUUGCUACAAGGAAGUACAAGUCAGCGGCCAGGUACUUCCUCCAGGCCUCUUUUGACCACUGCGAUUGCCCUGAGCUUCUAUCCUCUAACAAUGUGGCCAUAUAUGGUGGUCUUUGCGCCCUGGCCUCGUUUGACAGGCAGGAGCUCCAGAAGAAAGUAUUAUCAAGCAGCUCGUUCAAGUUGUUUCUGGAGCUCGAGCCACAGCUGAGGGACGUGUUGUACAAAUUCCACGAGUCCCAGUACGCCACGUGCCUCAAGCUACUUGACGACUUAAAGGAUAAUUUUAUGCUGGAUAUGUACCUUGCUCAGCACAUCACCAAGCUGUACAGCCAGAUCCGCAAGAGGGCACUGAUACAGUAUUUCAGCCCUUACGUGUCAGCGGACAUGAGCAAGAUGGCGCAUGCGUUCAAUACCACGGUACAUCAGCUUGAAGAUGAGCUCUCUCAGCUCAUUUUGGACGGGCAGAUCAACGCCAGGAUAGACUCCCAUAACAAGGUUUUGUACGCCCGCGAUGUUGACCAGCGGAGUACGACUUUCGAGAAGGCCCUAGAGAUGGGUAAAGAGUACCAGAAGAGAACAAAGGCUCUCAUCUUGCGGGCUGCGAUUUUACGAAACCAAAUUAUUGUCAAGAGCCCACCUCGGGACAGCACUGGUGGAGAGAUGGCGUCGGCAGCGCGAUGAACAGCAAGAAUUUCCCUACGAGGUGUCACAAAGGCAACCAACUUUACUUAGAACUGCCAUCACUAACGACCUCCUUGCUAGUUCCAGGAAGCAGCUCUUUCUUAGUCCUAGAAUACAGCCCUUUGUUUGUCCCAGAAAGCAACCCUUUGUUAGUAGAGUCCUAAAUAGCUCACGUUAUUAGCGAAACAUGUUGACACUUUUUAAGACUUUAAGAUAUAACGCUGUAAAUGUGCAACUACACGUGUAGUCGCCUAGAAAUUUCGACAUUUGUUUUGACUUUCUAUUCCACAAAAGGCCUGCAAAGCAAGGCAUAUGCUCUUAGUGUAGUACUGCCGGUACCUGUUGAGCUGGUUAGUGGUAUAAAUAAAGAAUCCAGUGAAAAAAAAA
Nematostella vectensis (starlet sea anemone) is the source of this 1939-nucleotide messenger RNA. Its product is annotated as COP9 signalosome complex subunit 1. Bases 152 to 1552 code for a protein of 466 amino acids. The record is from RefSeq and is a predicted model, not a curated record. Gene Ontology annotation, molecular function: protein binding. The transcript is spliced from 18 exons. Gene Ontology annotation, cellular component: COP9 signalosome. Lineage: Eukaryota; Metazoa; Cnidaria; Anthozoa; Actiniaria; Edwardsiidae.